AUCCCAGGCAGCCGGCUCUAUCUCUUUUCAACGCUAAAGGUUGACUUUGACUUAUGACAAUUUGAGAGUCGGCAUCACCGCUAUCGACACAUGCACAUGAAAAGAAGCUUUAUAACCUGUCAUCUGUCAUGUCGACAAACAUAACGCGUUGAACGGUAAUUUUUAUAAAACAGCGAUUUUGGGAUGUAAAUACAGGUAUCCAGAAGCUUUUACAUUCAGCUGAUAUGGCUGACUCUUUGGAGGAAUUGCCUCCCCGAGAAAUGGAUGAAUCGUCUCAAAGCAUGCCCCAGCCUGUUGAGAAUCAGGGUCUACAGGCCUUACAUGAUACGAACAAUGAGUUCACUGGAUUUAUUCAACCGACUGUACUGCCAUCAGACUGGAGUGAGAAUGGUGUUUCAGGUAACAGUGAAAUGGAGCUUUCAUCCCCAGAAAAGCAGUUACCAUCGUUGCUAUCUUUGAGAGUGGAUCCACCAAAUGAUGAACCUCCAGAAAACGUGGAGGUUGUGUUGCCUCAGGUGUUAGAGGAGGUACUGGCGCUAAAAGAUCAACGAGCAAUGGAACUGGGUACAGAAGAAUUAGGUGACCGAGAAGAUCAGAAGAAUGUUGCUGAUAGCAGUGAACCUGUGUGGGAAAAAAAGGGUCAUAGUGUGAUAAUUGAACAAGAACAGGACUUGGAAUCCAAUCUUGAGUCCGAAUUUGAGGAAUCUGAGAUCGAACAUGUGAAGAGUCGAGAUCCAAAAGAGAAGGUCAGUAAAAAUAAGAAAAAGAAGAAGCGAAAGAAGAAUAAAAAACACAGGGAAAAUGAGGAGAAAGAUAGGCAACAAGGAUUGGAAAAUGGAAUAUCUGAAAAAGAUGGCGAACUUGAUGAUCAGUUAACUGAAAAGGAUUCUGUACAAAUUGAAUAUGUUCAAGAAAAAAUAGGACUCCACGAAUUAGCUCCUCAAUAUCGCCAAUUUUAUACGAUUUUUGAGCAGUUCAAAAUUUCAGACGAGCGUCAAAACAUUCCUCCACCCAUGCUGGCUAAUAUAACAGCACUUUCCAGCCAGCCAAAAUUAUUGUCUGAUGACCAAAAUGAGGAUAAUGAAGACUCAGAAGACAGAAAACUUGAAGACAAAUCUAAAAUGUCAAAACGGAAACUAAAGAAAUUAACUAGAUUGAGCGUGGCUGAAUUAAAGCAGCUGGUUCAUAGACCUGACGUGGUUGAGAUGCAUGAUGUCACGGCCAGAGAUCCAAAACUUUUAGUGCAGCUGAAAGCUCACAGGAACACUGUGCAGGUUCCACGACAUUGGUGCUUUAAGAGGAAAUACCUACAAGGUAAGAGGGGCAUUGAGAAACCGCCGUUUAAUCUACCGGACUUUAUAAAACGAACUGGCAUUAUGGAAAUGCGUGCGUCUCUUCAAGAGAAAGAUGAAUCCAAAACGUUGAAAGCUAAGAUGAGGGAAAGAGCCCGACCAAAAUUGGGAAAAAUUGACAUUGAUUACCAGAAACUGCAUGAUGCAUUCUUCAAGUGGCAAACUAAACCGAAAAUGACCAUUCAUGGUGAUUUAUACUACGAAGGUAAAGAAUUUGAGACUAGACUGAAAGAAAAGAAGCCUGGCGAUCUUUCCGAAGAACUACGAACAGCAUUAGGUAUGCCGGUCGGACCUAAUGCAAAUAAGGUUCCGCCUCCUUGGCUAAUUGCAAUGCAGCGGUAUGGACCACCGCCCAGCUAUCCCAACUUGAAAAUUCCCGGGCUUAAUGCACCUAUUCCUGAUGGUUGCACUUUUGGAUAUCAUGCUGGGGGAUGGGGUAAACCUCCAGUCGACGAAAACGGAAAACCUUUGUAUGGUGACGUUUUCGGUACAAAUCAAAGCCACAUAGAUGAUAUCGGCGAAGAUCCUUCAGUGGAUAGAACUCUAUGGGGUGAGCUUGAAUCGGAGUCGGAGGAAGAAAGUGAAGAGGAAGACGAGGAAGAGGAAACUGAAACACAACCACCGGACGAGUCAGGUUUUGUAACACCUACUGAAGGAUUAGCUACUCCAAGCGGUAUUACUAGCAUUCCGGCGGGAAUGGAAACACCUGAAGCAAUUGAACUCAGGAAGAAGAAAAUUGAGAAUGAAAUGGAAGGUAGUGAAACGCCCGUACUUUAUCACAUAAUACCGGAGAAACGGAACGACCGCAUUGGAAAUGCUAUGAUGGCAAGUACACACGUAUAUGAUCUGGCUUCUAUGGGCGCUGCUCAGAAUCCCGUUCCAAUCAGAAGACCUAAUGAAAGAGAAGGAAUGGUCGAAUUAGCUCUUGAUCCGUCUGAGCUUGACAUGGACAGUGAUGCUAUGGCCGUAAGAUAUGAGCAACAGAUCAGGGAAAAUCAGUCCCAAUUGCAGAAAGAGGAUUUGAGUGAUAUGCUGGCUGAGCAUGUUGCAAAGCAAAAGAGCAAACGCAAGAGGCAACAGCAAGAAUCCAAGACCACUAAAAAAUACAAAGAGUUCAAGUUUUAAAGUGUGUUCAGAUACAUGUAAAUCGAUUGAACAUUUUUAUUUAGUAAUAAAGUGAAUUUCCAUCUGGACGAUGACGAAAUUUGUAGAAUUAAAAGAUUUUCCACCUGUUCAGCCACGAGUUGCUUUCGUUUCGAGAAAAUAAGAUACAAAGUUUUACUUUAUAUUUAGUAGUAAUGUCACUUCAGAAAAAUGUAGGUACUAAUUAAAAUAAUAAUCCUACCAAAAGUA
Molecule: messenger RNA, 2705 nt
Organism: Dendroctonus ponderosae (mountain pine beetle)
Lineage: Eukaryota; Metazoa; Arthropoda; Insecta; Coleoptera; Curculionidae
Gene: Sf3b2
Product: splicing factor 3B subunit 2
Exons: 14
Coding region: 225-2477 (750 amino acids)
Biological process (GO): mRNA splicing, via spliceosome
Cellular component (GO): precatalytic spliceosome; U2 snRNP; U12-type spliceosomal complex
Source: RefSeq, a predicted model, not a curated record